AUGGCCAAGUCUAGAACUACUAGUAUUACUUGCAAGAAGAAGAAGAGCAUUGUCAAGCUCAAAAUUGUAGUCGAAAAGCUUAAAAAAAGUCUAUUGUGCGGUAGGUCAAAAUCAUCAGUUUCCAAGUGCGAUGACUCAAAAAAUGUGCCCGAAGAUGUGAAGGAGGGUCACUUUGCUGUGAUAGCUGUGGAUGGAGACGAACCAAAGAGAUUUGUGGUUGCAUUGAGUUACUUGACGCACGCAACUUUCUUGAAGCUAUUGGAGCAAGCAGCUGAGGAGUAUGGUUUUGACCAUGAAGCUGCAAUCACCAUUCCUUGUCCGCCAAGCGAGCUUGAGAAGAUUUUACAUGAUGAUCAGCAAUGGCAAGAGGAAGAAAGGCUCGUCUAG
Messenger RNA from Prunus mume (Japanese apricot), 387 nucleotides. The record is from RefSeq and is a predicted model, not a curated record. NCBI's taxonomy places the organism in Eukaryota, Viridiplantae, Streptophyta, Magnoliopsida, Rosales, Rosaceae.